Aspergillus nomiae NRRL 13137 is the source of this 1650-nucleotide messenger RNA. RefSeq lists its product as uncharacterized. Bases 1 to 1650 code for a protein of 549 amino acids. Lineage: Eukaryota; Fungi; Ascomycota; Eurotiomycetes; Eurotiales; Aspergillaceae. The record is from RefSeq and is a predicted model, not a curated record. Gene Ontology annotation, biological process: transmembrane transport. Gene Ontology annotation, molecular function: transmembrane transporter activity. The transcript is spliced from 5 exons.
AUGUCGCACCAAGCCCACGCGUCCGAUCCAUCCUGGCCACCUGGAACGGUUCAGCUUGAAGAGCUUCCACAAGAUGGUCGAACGACUGAUAUCAUUUUGCAGCCCGUGCCUAGCCAUGAUCCUAACGACCCCCUGAAUUGGCCAACAUGGCGUAAACAUUUGAAUUUCGGCUUAGUCUCCUACUAUGUCAUAAUGGUUUUCGCAAUAAUCGAUGUGGCCACUGUCACCUGGGGCCCACUAAAUGAGGAACUUGGUUUCAGCUUUGAACUCCUAAAUGAUAGCUACGCCGCAGGGUGCGGAUCCCUUUGUAUUGGCGGCGUUAUUCUGAUACCCUUCGCUCUCAAGUACGGUCGCCGACCUGUCUAUGUGUUCAGCACUAUCGCUCAAUGUGUCUUCUGUGUUUGGCAAGCGAAAAUGCACACUGUCGCUGAUCUUAUGUCGGCCAAUAUACUGAGCUCUUUGGUUGGGGCUCUCGCAGAAGUGCUCGUGCAAAUGACGGUGGCUGAUGUCUACUUUGUUCAUCAACGCGGACUUAUGAACAGUAUUUAUGUCUGGUUUAUGACGGUCGGGGCUACGCUGUCCCCACUGGCAGGUGGGUAUAUUGUUACCUCGCAAGGCUGGCGCUGGGUCUGGUGGUGGAUGGUUAUUCUGAUGGGUGCCGGUCUUGUUGCCUUUAUCUUCCUUUACGAGGAAACGAAAUUCUCUCUGACCCUUGAGGGUGUUCCACCCGUUGUUGCUCCCACUCAAUUAAAUUCAUCUCCCGAAGGUGAGGACAAGAAGUCUCCGACCGACCCGGAAAUCGAGGCCAACAUAACACAUAAAGAAAGAGAGAUUCAAAGGUCUCAUGCGACUCACUGGAUCGAUCAUUCAAUCCCAACGAAGCCAUACUGGAAAAAGCUCGCCUUAUGGUCAAUAUCCUCGGGGUCAUUUGCCAGCAUGGCCCGACACAGCAUUGAGCCUUUUAUUCUUCUCUUUACUGUUCCCGCCAUUUUUUUCAUGUCCGUCGUUUACGGGGCCAUGACAGCCGCCGUCACUGUCUCGGUGACUACUCUCUCCUCGUACAUGACCCAGCCACCUUACAAUUUCAACGCCUCGCAAAUAGGCCUCAUGGGGCUUCCUCCCUUCAUUGGUACCAGCAUUGCAGUUCUGAUAUCCGGGCGACUCAGCGAUUCGCUUGUGUUAUAUCUAGCGAAAAGAAACCGAGGCGUUUUCGAGCCCGAAAUGAGACUCUGGAUUGCAGUUGCGUUCAUACCAUUCGUGCCGGCCGGUCUCUUCAUGUUCGGCAUUGGACUCAACAACGGAUCCCCUUGGCCGCUGGUGGCCGUUGGAUUGGGCAUCGCCAUCUUCGGAACUAUUCCGGCUAACAGCGUCGCCUUGACGUAUCUGACAGAUGCAUAUACAGAUGUAAUCGCCGACUCUCUCGUCGGAGUCACCUUCAUCCGCAACCUCAUCUCGACGAUCUUCGUCUUCGCUCUGACACCGUGGAUCGCGAGUGUCGGGCUGACGGGCUUUUACAUAACCUUCGGCCUUAUCCUCACCGUAAUCCUGUCGGGAAAUCUGGUCUUCAUCUACUUUGGAAAGAGAUUCCGGGUGAUGACGGCGAAGAGAUAUCGAUACUAUGCCGAACGCCAGAUGGAUCUCAGGAAUUGA